Messenger RNA from Sphaerodactylus townsendi, 7904 nucleotides. Its product is annotated as period circadian protein homolog 2-like. Gene Ontology annotation, molecular function: transcription cis-regulatory region binding; transcription corepressor binding. Gene Ontology annotation, cellular component: nucleus; cytoplasm. Gene Ontology annotation, biological process: negative regulation of transcription by RNA polymerase II; circadian regulation of gene expression; entrainment of circadian clock by photoperiod. Lineage: Eukaryota; Metazoa; Chordata; Lepidosauria; Squamata; Sphaerodactylidae. The record is from RefSeq and is a predicted model, not a curated record.
GAGGUGGGCGGGGCGGGCUGCUUGCCGCCUCGAGGAAGUGCCGCGUUGCCUCCGCUCCCCUCCUCCCCCCGCCCCCUCUUCUCUUUCCCGCAUCUGCCGGGCGGCAGCGGAAUCUUUGCAUAACACCCGGCGUCCGAACACCCGUGCAGUCCUACUGGCCUCUUUCCGUUGCCGCCGUCAGCACCGGCAUUGGGUGCAACAGGGUGUUCAUGUCUCUAGCAGCCUCUCUCACUUGUGACUUCAGACUGUAUUAAAAUAAUGAAAUAGUGGAAUUACUUCUGCAGCCAACUGAAGGCUAUCGAGCUGGUUCAUGUACUUUGUUUCAACAUGAUUAUUGCCUUUAUAAUCAUGUUUAGUUCGAAGUGUUGGACUGCUUUUUAAAAGAAGCUUCUCUUCUUAAAGGACAAGAGUUUACCUUUAAAAAAAAACCCUCUUGUUCUAGGUUUUUGAAUUAUCGUUUGCAGUUGUUGAGCCUGAAAUAAUGUAAACAUGUGGCUUGGAAAAUAUUGAAGCUAAACUCCCAAUUAUGCUAAAUACAGGAACUCUGUAUCACUGAGAAGCUGAAGUGUGGGCUCCAGAUUGAAAUAUAUGAAAACCAAAGCAUUGUUCAGCAGUCCUUGGCUUUUAAACAGUUGGCCAAAAUGAGUAAUUAUUUGGAAAUGGCAAAUGGUAAAAUGCCUUCAGAAAACAUGGAUGUUCAGCUGAAGAAUGAGCAAGAUCUGGAUGCUAUUCAGGAAGAUAUUGAGAUGAGCAGUGGCUCAAAUGGAAGUGAAGACAGCUCCAGUGGGCACAAGUCACGUGUUAAUGAAAUGGAUGAAAAUGGGAAAGAAACAGCUAUGAUUGUAGAAUCCUUGGACAGUUGUAAAAGUAGUGAAUCAUCUUCUAAAACCAAAACCCAGAAGGAACUGAUAAAAACACUGCAAGAACUGAAAGGCCAUCUUCCUCCAGAUAAAAGGAUCAAAGACAAAUCUAGUAUCCUGGCAACUCUGAAGUAUGCACUUAGGAGUAUUAAACAAGUUAAAGCUAAUGAAGAAUAUUACCAGAUGAUGAUGGUUAAUGAGGCCCAUCCUUGUGGUCUUGAUAUAUUAUCCUACACAGUGGAAGAGGUUGAUAAUAUUACUACAGAAUACAUCAUGAAGAAUGCAGAUAUGUUUGCGGUUGCUGUUUCUUUGGCUACUGGAAAUAUUCUAUACAUAUCAGAUCAAGCUGCCUCCAUCCUUCGCUGUAAGAAAGACCUCUUUAAAAAUGCCAAAUUUGUGGAAUUUCUGGCACCUCAGGAUGUCAGCAUCUUCUACAGUUCUACCACUCCCUACAGAUUGCCAUCCUGGAAUAUUUGCAGUGGAGUUGAGUCUGCCACCCAAGAGUGCAUGGAAGAGAAAUCUUUCUUCUGCCGAAUCAGUGCCAGGAAAGAACAUGAAAAUGAGAUCUGCUACCAACCUCUUUUGCAUUAUGGACUUCCGGUGAUUAUCAAAGUGCAAGAUGCAAAGGAUACAGAAGAUCAGCUUUGUUGUGUGUUGCUUGCAGAAAAGGUGCAUUCUGGCUAUGAAGCACCCAGAAUCCCUCCUAAUAAAAGAAUAUUUACAACCACUCAUACGCCAAGUUGUUUGUUCCAGGAUGUAGAUGAAAGAGCGGUGCCUCUUUUGGGAUAUUUACCUCAAGACUUAAUCGGAACUCCUGUCUUAGUGCAUCUUCAUCCAAGUGACAGACCUUUAAUGCUAGCAAUUCACAAGAAAAUACUUCAGUGUGGAGGACAACCAUUUGAUUAUUCACCUAUCAGGUUCUGCACUAGAAACGGAGAAUAUGUAACUUUGGAUACAAGCUGGUCUAGUUUUAUCAAUCCCUGGAGCCGAAAGGUUUCCUUUAUAAUUGGAAGGCACAAAGUUAGAACAGGUCCCUUGAAUGAAGACGUAUUUGCACCUCAUUGCACUGAAGAUAAAAUCCUGCAUCCUAGCGUUCAAGAAAUCACAGAGCAAAUACAUCAGUUGUUAUUACAGCCUGUACACAACAGUGGCUCUAGUGGCUAUGGAAGCUUGGGCAGCAAUGGAUCGCACGAACACCGAAUGAGUGUCGCUUCAUCCAGUGACAGCAAUGGAAACAAUAAUGAAGAUAGCCAGAAGAUACCCAAGCCUAACUGCUCUCAAGAUAUUUAUAAAAAUGGAACUGUGGCAAAAAAUAAAGGAGGAGACAUGUCUGUGGAUUCCAGAUCGGAGCUAGACAAUCUGAAAAAACCUUAUAGAGAAAAUUCUAGUGACUGUUGUAGUUACAUGAAAGGUACCACUCAGUCAGCUGAAAAUGAUGCUGUUGGAAUUGCUUGUCAAAGGAGCAUGGCUACAGAAGAACUGGAUUGGGCAGACCAGCCUGUAUGUUCAUAUCAGCAGAUCAGUUGUUUUGAUAGUGUUAUCAGGUAUUUGGAAAGUUGCAAUGCACCUGACACAGUGAAGAACAAGUCUCUGCCUACAACAAGUGCUGUUUCAUUGGAUUCUGAUGCACGCAGAAAGAAAGUAAACGAUAACACUAAAACAGCUGCAGGUCCUCGUCUGUUGGAGACGCCAGACAAAUCAAACACUUCUCCUGUGGUUAGUGCUCACUUAACCUCUUUGACUUUGCCUGGGAAACCAGAAAGUGUUGUAUCUUUCACCAGCCAGUGCAGCUAUAGCAGCACCCUCGUUCACGUUGGAGACAAAAAACUGCAGCCUGAAUUAGAAAUAAUAGAAGAUGGUCAGAAUGGAACAGAACCCACUGACAAUCAACCUGUUGCUGCCCAGUCCAGCACUACAUCAAAAAACCAGGAAAAAGAAACAGUUAAGAAACUAGGACUUACAAAGAAAGUCCUUGCAGUGCAUACGCAAAAAGAAGAGCAAAGUUUUCUGACAAAAUGUAAAGAAAUUAAAAGAUUCCAUGUAUUUCAGUAUCAUUGUAACUACUACUUUCAAGAAAGACCUAGACGACAUCUUGGUGAACAUGGUAUUCCUGGACUACGGCAUGGCUCUGGAAUAGAUCAGGCUUGGAAGAAAAGUGGAAAGAAUAGGAAAUCAAGGUCAAAGUCCAAACGAUUGAAACCGCACGACUCUUCCGACAGCACAACUUCUGGUCCCAAGCCCCCCCAUCAGUUUCCUCUGCUUGGCCCCAACAGUGCAGCCUGGUCUCCAUCAGAUGCCUCCCAAGCAAGUUAUCCAGCCAUUCCUUUUCCUGCAGUUAUGCCAGCAUACCCACUUCCAGUUUUUCCAGCUUCGGGGUCGGUGCCACCAGGUCCUGAAGCUUCUCUCUCAGGUUUUAAUGAAUCACAGGAUUCAGGAAGUCAGGGCCCUUUGCCGCUAUCACAGUUUUCCACCCCUCUGAUGACUUCCAUGGUAGCGCUUGUUCUCCCCAACUGUGUAUACCCCCAGGUGAACAGUGUUGUUCCUCAGCCACCUCAUCUUGAUCAGCCAAGUUUUCCUGCUCAGCAAUCUUUCUCUUCCCAAGCAAUAUUUGCGGCACAACCUCCUUUCACUGCCUCGAACACUUUUCCACCACAAGUAUUUCCAGCACAGCCAUUCCACUAUAAUCCAUCAGCAGAUGGUGAAAAGACCCGUGUCAUGGAAUCCCGAAAUGAACUAUCCCGUUCCUGCACUCCACAAUCUCUUGGUCCACAAGAUCAGACCUCUCCACCAUUGUUUCAGUCACGGUGUAGUUCACCUCUGCAACUGAACCUUCUGCAAGAAGAAAUGCCAAAAUCGUCUGAAAGUGGACUUGCUGGUACAUUGGGAAACCACGGACCAUUACCAGAUGAAGGGACCGGGAGCAAACUCCUCAAUUCAGAUGACUGUAACAGAAAAACGUCUUGUGCUGAGUCUCCAAUGGAAGCUCAGAACAGUGAUGCCUUUUCUAUCUCCAGCGACCUGCUUGAUAUUUUACUUCAGGAAGACACAUAUUCAGGGACUGGAUCUUCUUCAUCUGGAAGUGGCAUUUCUGCAGCUGCUGAGUCUUUGGGGUCUGGGUCAAAUGGAUGUGGCAUGUCAGGCAGCGGAACUGGUGACAGUGAAACCAGUCAUACCAGCAAGUAUUUUGAGAGCUCUGAUUCCUCAGAAAACGGUCAUAAAAUAGAAGGCACAGAAGUGAAAGAAAGUGAGUGCUUCAUUAAAUAUGUCCUCCAGGAUCCCAUCUGGCUGCUGAUGGCAAAUGCAGAUGAUGCUGUAAUGAUGACCUACCAGAUACCAUCCCGCGAUUUGCAAACUGUUUUAGAAGAGGACAAAUUGAAACUCAAACAAAUGCAGAAGUUCCAGCCAAAGUUUACUGAAGCACAAAAGAGAGAAUUACUUGAAGUGCAUCCAUGGAUUCAGAAGGGUGGACUUCCAGAUGCUGUUUCUAAUUUGGACUGUGUUUAUUGUGCAGAAAACAUUACAAGUAAAUCUUGUAUGCAAGAUGAAGAAGAAAUCCAUGAAAUGGAGCUUAAUGAUGAGGCCAGUGGAGAAAACGGUUUGGCUUCCCUGAGCCAAGUCUACAGUGAAAAUAUUGAAUUCACGAAGAUACACUGCAAAAGCAUCUGCUAUUUAACUUUCGCAGUGCAUCACUAGAUCUUAAAGGUUUUAAAGCUUGUUUCUUGUGAAAUGGACCUCAUUUUAUACAAAGACAAAUGGAUUUUUUUGUUCUAGAAAAAGGUCAUUUGUGAUUAAUUUCUUUCAGUUAGGGGUAUUCCUUUCUCUCUCUAGUCAUUGUUGCUGAAGGUGUAUAAUUUUUUGUUUAAAAAAUCUGGUGAAAUUUCGAAAUAUUUGCAAUGUGUAGGUUGGAUCCAGUAAAUUUUUUUCAUUCUUACUCAGUUCUCCUUAUUACAGCUGCCAUCUGCUUUCAUCAUACGGCUCCCAUUAUAGCCUUUUUGGUGGUUAGAGGGCACACCCUUUUUAGUAAUGGAAAAGCUGGUUGGAUCCAAACCAUGACUGGAAAUGGUGAGGAAUGUCAAAUAUGGGGCUGUCCUACCGUCUCCUUUUCACAGCAGUGCAUUUGGAAAUUGACAGAUUUUCCACUGGAAACAUCUGAAUAAAUUUCAGAUUAAUGGAUAAAAUAUUCCAUAUUUCACAAUUGUUUCACUAUAUUGAACAAAACUUUGUCCAGUCAAACUUGUGUUCUGAUUUAUUUGUGUUAAAAGCAAUUCAGCUAAAAGUUCACCUUUUCAAAAUCAAUUGCAAAAUAUCUGUUCAGUUUUUAAAGACAACUGCAUACCUGAAUCAUUUUUAAAGCAUUUUUUUCCAUUGAUGCCAAAACAUUAGAACAUAAGGCAUUAUUUAUGACUCUACCGGGCUGUGUCUUAGUUUCAAACUGACUUCUUUAGCAGAUUUAUUUCUGCCUUUUAGAUCGAAAACAACUUCCUCUCCACUGAAUCUCUGAUUAUUUUGUUUGUAUUAUAUAUUUCUGUACUAUUAGCGGAGCUGCCUCUGUGGUGUGGACAACAGUAAAAUAUGUAUUAUAGAGUUCACUUGUAUGUAGUUGUAAAUUAAGGCUUAUGCUGCAACUACAUCUAAUUCCGUUUUUUCACUCAGUUCAUUUUUGGACCUUUUGGAAGCCUGUUUUAAUUGGUCUUGAGAAUUAACUUACAAAGAUGUUGGAAAGAUCAUUGGUUAAUGUAACACCACUGUAGAGAGAAUCUUGCUUGUAGUUGAAUAGAACGGAAGAUCAUUUUCCAAGUUAGUUGCUACACUGAAAAGUAGCCUUCAGCUUAUAAGUAUUGUUUGGAACUUAGACCAAAUUUCUUGUGCCAUGUAGUUUAAUAGCAGAGCAUAAUCAUUGCUGUACAGGAUUCAACCCAUUGAGGCUGAUGGACAGUCUGACAAUCAAGCAAAUUUAAAAAAAAACAUCCAGGGCAAUAAUACAUUAAUUUAUUCCUGGUUUUUAUCUCAAAUCUUCCCACUAAUUGAAAUCUUACAAUAGGUUGCCAACAAGGGUGGGAAAAAGUUUCCUGCCCUUUUAAUAAACUUGGACAGCCAAAUUCAGAAGGAGAGGGGGCUGAAUGUUCUUAGGGAGCAGUUGAGGGUCAUGCUGAUGCUUCUGCACCCUCCGCUGAUGCAUCUACUCCCUCACCGACGGAAGGGAGAAAGGCUCCGCAGUGGCAAAACCCAGAAGUCUAAGCCACCAUGGAGCAAUACCAGCAUCUGCUUUGACACUGGCAUGGAGGGGGGUGGCCAGGGCAUUCCUGGGAGUGGAGCUGAUAUUAGGCCCUGGACCUUCAGGCUUGUGCCACAUGACAGUGCGAUGUAAGCCACUGUCGACUAUCGGACAGAUCAGGCAGCAGGAGGGUUGUGGAGUUUCCCUCCCUUCUGCCCCUCCGCUUGAAGCCCCUUUGGAAGUGGCAUGGUCUUUGCCAUUCCACCUCCAGCCACCGCAGCACUUCUCCCCCAACUGGAUUGCACCGUUAAUAUAGUGAAAUGUGUUUCAUGACCUGAAGGUAAUUAACAUUCCAUUCAGUAUCUCCUAAAGUGUCUCCAGGCCUGUUAGCAAUUCUAGUGUACAGACAUCUGAAAUGUGCAUCUGUAAUCCUUAAUCAUACAUCCAUCUAAGCCAAUAAAUCUACACAUAUUAGUGGGUUUAUAGAAGCUCUUUCGCAGCUUCUCUUGUGGAUUUGUUUUCAGGUGUCCUAACUUUUGUGCCAUUGAAGCACUAUUUCCUCACUUUCUGUGUAUACUUAUCUACACCCUUUCCUCAGAUCACCUUUUGCAGUCUUUAAAAAAAAUCAAACUUGCUUGUACGCAACUUAUGAAUUCUUAUUUAGGUUUUAUUGAUGUAUUUUAAAUCGGCAUAGUUAUCUAUUUGUAUAUGCUGUGGGUAUAUUGGCAUACUAUAUAUAUUUUAACACCUGAACACAUUUUUUAAGUUGCUCUACCAAGGUCAUUGAAGAAAUUUUAUCAAACGCAGUUAGGCCUUGAUUCCAGAAUCAUGCAUGUCCAGGCUUUAUGUCUUCUACUUCAAUUGCCUGGAAAUUUUCAGUGCUGAAAACAAAAAUAAACAUCCAGAGAACAAUGCAAAUAGCUCAGCACCCAGUCAGGCCUGGGUGAAUGCUUUUUCAAUUGACUAGGCUGCAUGGUCAACCACUUUGAAUACUCUGGAGAAUUUUGAAAACAAUUUUGUGAAGAGGUACAGAGAGAUGCUUGCACAGAAAAAGUUGGAAGUCUCAUUCAGACCUGUGCAAAUCUUCUCAGUGGUUCACAGGAUUGUGACCAGCACUGUCCAGAGUUUUGACUUGCAGAUACAUACUAUUCUCGUAAAUUUCUUUGGCUUGUUUUGUAUGUGUGUGCUCACUUUAAGGACAACCUGAGUUAGAGAGGGAUAAGGAAAGGUAUUAAGAGCCUUUACUUAAAUGACUUAAUAAAAUGUCUGUUUAAAGCAGCAGUAAGCAACCUCUGACCUGCAUGCUGAACAGUCGCUCACCCAAAUCAUUUUGCUUGGCAUGUAGGGCUGGUUCUCCACCCAAGCAAUCUGAAACACUGCCAGUACUAAUGGGGCUCGGUUUGUUCUCACUGUCUCUGGUCAAAUAUAGCCCUGUCUGCCUUCCCUGCAUACACACUUUUAUUUGCCAGCACACCAACAUCUUUAUAGGGAGAUGUGUGGGUUUAGCACAGGCCAAAAAGGUUGCCUACACCCAGUUUUUAAAAUAUUUUUCUAUUUACAAGGCAAUACUAAAAUGCUAUCUUGUAGGGGGUUUUUUUAAUUGCAGGGCUCAAUUUCUUGUAGACUAGAUUCUAAAACUGUCUUCAGGUUGUAGCGCUAUGUGUUAGCUUGAUGGUUUUCUGUCAUUGUCGCGAAGACUGUUGACCUGGUCUUUCCCACCUGCAAACAGUGUUUUCUGUACCCUGUGCAAUAUCUUGUUUUUGUCACUUGUCAUUAAUUUUUAUUACUUGCUUUUUAGAAAAUUGGUAAAUAAAGCAAAUUUAUUUUUA